This is a messenger RNA of Manacus vitellinus (golden-collared manakin), 2470 nucleotides long. It is a transcript of the gene ABLIM3, whose product is annotated as actin binding LIM protein family member 3. The coding region runs from base 175 to 2232 and encodes 685 amino acids. Gene Ontology annotation, cellular component: actin cytoskeleton; stress fiber. NCBI's taxonomy places the organism in Eukaryota, Metazoa, Chordata, Aves, Passeriformes, Pipridae. The record is from RefSeq and is a predicted model, not a curated record. Gene Ontology annotation, molecular function: actin filament binding. Gene Ontology annotation, biological process: lamellipodium assembly; cilium assembly; cytoskeleton organization. The transcript has 23 exons.
GCGGCAUCGGGGAGCCUCCGUGGGAUGUGAUAGCCGGCGGAUCGCACGGAAAUAUUUCUUCUGGGAAAGGAGAGAGGCAGCCUCCUCCCGCGGUCGGGGGCCGUCAAGAAAAGCGGAUUUAAAGAGCAUCUUUGCCCCUUUGUUGGAUGAGAAGGACAGGGGAGGACCGGCAGGAUGAGCACUAGCACAGUUCCCUAUCAGCAAAACCCCUACACCCCUGGGAGCAGCUCCUCCGUGAUCCAGUGCUACCGCUGUGGGGACACAUGCAAGGGCGAGGUGGUGCGUGUCCAGAGCAAUCACUUCCACAUCCGCUGCUUCACCUGCCAAGUGUGCGGCUGCGACCUGGCACAGUCGGGCUUCUUCUUUAAGAACCAGGAGUACAUCUGCACCCACGACUACCAGCAGCUCUACGGGACCCGCUGCGACAGCUGUGGGGACUUCAUCACUGGAGAGGUCAUCUCCGCCCUGGGGAGGACCUACCACCCCAAGUGCUUUGUCUGCAGCACCUGCAGGAAGCCCUUCCCCAUCGGAGACAAGGUCACAUUCAGCGGGAAGGACUGCGUCUGCCAAAACUGCUCCCACUCUCUCAUCAGCACCAAACCCAUCAAGAUCCACGGGCCGAGCCACUGUGCUGGCUGUAAGGAGGAGAUCAAGCAAGGCCAGUCCCUCCUGGCCCUGGAGAAGCAGUGGCACGUCAGCUGCUUCAAGUGCCAAACGUGUGGGAUCAUCCUCACUGGCGAGUACAUCAGCAAGGAUGGCAUCCCAUACUGUGAGUCUGACUACCAUGCCCAGUUCGGCAUCAAGUGCGAGACCUGUGACCGGUACAUCAGUGGCCGGGUCCUGGAGGCAGGAGGGAAGCACUACCACCCCACCUGUGCCAGAUGUGUCCGCUGCCACCAGAUGUUCACAGAAGGAGAGGAGAUGUACCUCACAGGCUCUGAAGUGUGGCACCCGAUCUGCAAGCAGGCGGCCAGAGCAGAGAAGAAGCUGAAGCACAGAAGGACGUCGGAAACCUCCAUCUCCCCUCCUGGUUCCAGCAUUGGCUCCCCAAACCGUGUCAUCUGUGCUAAAGUGGAUAAUGAGAUCCUUAAUUACAAAGACCUGGCAGCUCUUCCCAAGAUUAAAGCCAUCUAUGAAGUGCAGCGUCCUGACCUCAUUUCCUACGAGCCCUAUCACAGAUACACGUCGGAUGAGACACUGGAGAGAUAUAGCUAUGGGGAGUCCCUGGGGACCCUCUCCCCAUACUCGCAGGACAUCUAUGAGAGCUUUGACACGCGGCAGAGGCGAGCCUCCAGCCCUGGCUACAUCGACUCCCCCACCUACAGCCGCCAGGGCAUGUCCCCCACCAUCCCCAGGUCCCCCCACCAUUUCUACCGCUCAGGCACCGAGAGUGGGCGCAGCUCCCCCUACUAUAGCCAGUUAGAUGUGAGGUCCUCCACUCCAACCUCAUACCAAGCACCCAAGCAUUUCCACAUCCCAGCUGCCGGCGAGAGUAACAUCUACCGGAAGCCCCCCAUCUACAAGCGCCAUGACAACCCCUCUGCAGCCACAAAAAGCAAAACCAGUGAAGACAUCGCGCAGUCAUCCAAGUACAGCCCUGCCUACUCCCCGGAUCCGUACUACCACUCCGAGUCAGAGUACUGGCCCUUCCAAGGCUCGCCCAAAGCACCCCGGGCCCGGAGGUUCUCGUCAGGUGGUGAGGAGGAUGGGUACGACCGGGGCAUGCACAAGAUCCAGAGUGGCAUUGGCAGGCUGAUCCUGAGGGAGGAGAUGAAGGCUCGGUCCAACUCCUACGCAGACCCCUGGACACCCCCUCGCAGCUCGGCCAGCAGCAGAGAAGCCCUGCACACGACUGGCUAUGAGGGCUCCCUCAAUGGCUCUCCCAGAACCCACUACCUGGCUGACAGCGAUCCCCUCAUUUCUAAGUCGGCCUCCCUUCCUGCCUACAGGAGGAAUGGGCUGCACAGGCCUCCCAGCGCUGAGCUUUUCCACUACGACAGCACGAAUGCCGUCAACUGGGGGAUGCGAGAGUACAAGAUAUACCCCUAUGAGCUGCUCCUGGUGAAGACAAGGGGGAGGAACCAGCUGCCCAAAGAUGUGGACAGGACUCGGUUAGAGCGGCACCUUUCCCAGGAGGAAUUCUACCAGAUCUUCGGCAUGACCAUUGCUGAGUUCGACCGCCUGGCCCUGUGGAAGAGGAAUGAGCUGAAGAAGCAGGCCCGGCUGUUUUAAAUGCAGUGCACUAUAAAUAUAUACAUACCUAUAAAUAUAUACAUAGAGAGAUCUCUAUAUUGCAGCUCUACAUGAUUCUCGGUGCUGUAUGGGGCAGAGGUGCCCUCUGCGCCCCUGAGAGUGAAUUGGAGUCUUGCAGAUCAUUUUAUGCUCUGUGUUUCCUUUACUUUUCCAACCUUGUUUCUGUAUCAGUCUGUGGGUUCUCCCGGGACCUAAAGCCACAUGGUUCCUGAAGCAC